This is a messenger RNA of Engraulis encrasicolus (European anchovy), 5078 nucleotides long. RefSeq names its product natural killer cell triggering receptor (gene nktr). NCBI's taxonomy places the organism in Eukaryota, Metazoa, Chordata, Actinopteri, Clupeiformes, Engraulidae. Gene Ontology annotation, biological process: protein peptidyl-prolyl isomerization; protein folding. Bases 423 to 4805 code for a protein of 1460 amino acids. The transcript is spliced from 18 exons. Gene Ontology annotation, molecular function: peptidyl-prolyl cis-trans isomerase activity. The record is from RefSeq and is a predicted model, not a curated record.
GAGCAAAGUCUAUCAGGACAGUCUUAUCAGUCAUCGCCCACAUCCGUGCCUUGCACACUUUCACUUUUGUCAACAGAUUCUUUCACUCGAGCCAAGUUUGACAAGAAGAGCACAACAAUUUCCUCCGGAAUUAAAUUAUGAGAGUGGAUCUUUUCAAGAAAAGCAAAAGAGCAAUUCAUGGCUACUGCACGAGAAAGUAGCUUUACUGUAAAUCAAAGGCCUUACUAAUUUGCUUUCUAUACAGCAAAGAUUUAGAGCUCUAGUAGGCGACGGGGCUUCUUCUUUUGAGUAGUCCCCAUCUUGCAGUGGGUAGCGCGCGUCUGACGAAGCCCUAUUUGCGCUCGCUCACCCACCCGCAGCAGCAAUACCAAGCUUCUCCAGGGCCGAACAGGUACGGAAGGCCACUCUGCUCUCCUCUCAGCAUGUGGGUGAAGGAGCGGCCGCAGUGCUACUUUGACGUGGAGAUCAACCGAGAGCCAGUUGGGCGCAUUGUGUUUCAGCUGUUCUCUGAUAUCUGUCCUAAGACCAGCAAGAACUUCCGCUGCUUGUGCACUGGUGAAAAAGGAACCAGCAAAGCGACAGGGAAAAAGCUCUGCUAUAAAGGUUCCACUUUCCACCGCAUCGUCAAGAACUUCAUGAUACAAGGUGGAGACUUCACCGAGGGCAAUGGCCGAGGCGGGGAGUCGAUAUACGGGGGCUAUUUUGAAGAUGAGAACUUUAUUCUCAAACACGACAAGGCCUUCCUGUUGUCGAUGGCCAAUCGUGGCAAGGACACCAACGGCUCCCAGUUCUUCAUCACUACAAAGACGGCGGCUCACCUGGAUGGGGUUCACGUGGUGUUCGGGGUGGUGAUCUCUGGGUUCGAGGUGAUCCGGAACAUCGAGAGCCUGAAAACGGACUCAGCCAGCCGGCCCUAUGCAGACGUCAGGGUGGUUGACUGCGGACAACUAAUCACCAAAUCUGCUAACGAUGUCCUCAGAGGCAAGAGGAAAAGGAGUGCGUUGCAGUCGGCUGACUCCUCUCUCAGUUCCUCCGAGUCUCCAUCCAGCUUCUCCUCGGAGGAGUCGGCAGGGGAGGAGGAGGAGAGAAGGAGGCGCAGGCACCACCACCGCAGGAGAAGGGGGGGCAAGAGCAAGCACUCCAGGAAGAAGAAGAGGGGAUCGCGGAGGAGAGAGACGGGAGCUGAAACCGGACCCUCAGAUCUAAACAGGCCUGUUGAACAACAGGAGGCACAGCAGGAAGAGCAGCCACUGCCCCAGCAACAUCCACAGGAAGUGGAGGAUGAAGACGGAGAUAAGGAGCAGAGCGUGCGGAGGGAGAAGCCCGUGGUCCGGCCCGAGGAGAUCCCGCCGGUCCCGGAGAACCGUUUUCUGCUGCGGAGGGACGCUUCGGUUCCGGAGCAGAACCCAAACAUGUCAGUCCCAGCUUUGCAUUCCGCCAGGGAGAACAUAAGUACUGAGGCAGAGAUUGCUGCUGCUACAUCGGUAGACCUCUUAAAACCAACCGUCACCAAGUCUGGGAGGAAGAUCAAGGGCAGGGGAACGAUGCGAUACCACACACCCCCUGGCCUGAAGUCUGGCUCGGAGUCGGAGGAUGCUCGGGGGAGCAGCGAGACUCCCCCACACUGGAAAGAGGAGAUGCAGCGGCUGAAGAGCUACCAGGAGCCCAGUGUGGAGAAGUGGAGCAAAGAAGACAGAUGGGAUGACCCAGGUGCCAGCCCCUGGUCUAGGUCAAGAUCAGUUGAGCAGUCACAAGGUCACGGAUCAAACCACUCCAGCCCGUCCCGCCAUCACAGAAAAGAACGGAAGAAAUCCAAGCACAAGAAAAAGAACAAGAAACACAAGCAUUCAAAAAGGCACAAGAGCUCGAAGCACAGGCCAAAGGGCUCACCGUUGUCUGAUGGGGAGAGGUCAAAGGUGACGACCCUUGCGGAGAGGAGGUCACGCUCACCAUCUUCCUCCAGGGGCUCCCUCAGGAGACGCUGGUCAGGAUCGGACAGGAAGGGUCGCUGGACCGCCUCGUCUCGUAACUCAAGAUCUUAUUCCCGCUCCAGAAGCAGGUCCUACUCUCGCAGCUACUCCAGGUCACCCAGGAAGGCAAGGUCGUCUUCUAGGUCAAGGAGCUGGACGCGCUCCAGGAGCCGCUCAGUGUCCAGAGGCAGGCCGAGGUCUAGGUCACGGACAAGGUCUUAUUCACUGUCGAGAUCAAGGAGUAGGUCGUCGUCUCGCUCGAGGUCCAGAAGCAGGACGAGGUCACGAUCCAGGUCGGACAGCAGGUCCAGAUACAGAGGCAGGCCGAGGAGACGGCAGGCCUCCAGAUCUCCUCGUAAGGGAAAGUUAAUCGACAGCACGAAACCCAAGACUGUUCCGCUGCAGCAGGUUGUUCAAAGCACAGAACUGAAAGCCCCAGCCGCCUCCUCCGCGUCCGAGAGUGCUCCAGUGCUCCCUCUCAGCGACAGCCCACCGCCAUCUCGCUGGAAACCAGGACAGAAACCGUGGAAACCAUCGUAUGUCCGCGUCCAGGAGAUCAAAGAGAAGACCAAACCACCCACGGUGCAAACUGGUGUAUUUGCAAACUCAGCCUUACAGAAGCAGCUUGCGUCCACAGGGCUGCCUGUGAUGCAGAAGGUUCAGGGACCCCUGGGGCAGCACAAGGGCCGGGGCCCCCGGAGCCCCUAUCGCCACUCCCGUAGUGCCUCCUCCAGCAGCCGCUCUCGCAGCCGCUCGUACAGCCGCUCUCACAGCAGGGGGCGCUCUAGAUCCUCGCUGCACUCUUCCGGUCGCUACGAUAGCCGGUCCUCGUCAUACAGCCGCUCGGACUCAUACGACUCACCCAGACGAGGAAGCUCAAAGAGAUUACCCUCGGAGCACCAGGCUAGAAAACGCCCCCACUCCCCGUUAGAGCAUCAGACGAGAAAACACCCCCACGGAUCCCUAAAGGUCGGCCACAACGACGCCAAGUACAUGCUUCCCAGUGCAGGUCAGGAGUAUGUGGCGGCACCAUACAGAGGUGAUGGGGAUAGCAUCCUUAGAGAUUCUGUUUACAAUCAGAACGGGUCCAAGGGGCAGAAAGAAGUGAUCGCUGCGUCACCCUAUGGUAGCGGAAUGCUCCAACGUCCAAAGCUUCCACUUGCAGAGGAAUCCAAAAGCACGUCUACUUGGGAAGGAUCCACCGACGUUCCUGAGACAAAGCAGGUGCCCUCUUUCCACGAAAGGCAUCCGUCGGGCGGCUGGGACUCAGACAGUGAUUCUGACGAGCCGCUGAUCAAGCAGAAGUUUUUGAAACGCGUAUCUGACAAAGAGGAAGGCGAGGCUACGUCUGAGUCUGAUGGCGUUGGCCACCUCUCACCAGCACAGAAACCCCAAAACAUGCACCAAGAAAUGCCUCAUCUUCUAGCUCCUGCCAUGUCAAGAGAACCGAUGGGUGAACACCAGACUCAGGACGAGCGUUCCGGAGGAGCAGACAAACACAAGUCCAAGAAAGCCAAGCGGAAACACAAGCACAAGAGGAGAAGCUCUGUGAAGUCUGGAAACCAGCACUCGAAAUCCAAAACGAAACGGUCGAAGAAGAAGCACCAAAAGCCGACGAAAGAGACAUUCCACUGGCAGCCUCCUCUAGAGUUCGGAGAGGAAGGAGAGGAGGACGACACUCUGGUGCAAGGGAAGAAUGCCAAGCGGGGCAGACGGGGCGCCAUGGCAGAAGCUUUCAAACCACAAGAGAAGCCCAAGGAUCCACAAGAGAGAGGCUACUCUUCCUCUCAGGAUACGCCCAUGUCAGCAAAAGAUGAGGAUGACUCAAUAAAAAGGGGAAAGUCGAGCCACAGCCACAGGAGCCCAGCACAGCACCAGGCCCACCUCACCAGCGACGUCAGGAGCGCCAAUGGAGGAGCACAACACCACAAGGGGGCGCCAGAGCAUCAGCAGCAGGAAGAAGAAGAUGAUGACCACAUGGAGAUCUGCACCCCUGACCAUCAGACCGUUCCGGAAAUCAUCACCGAGCCCUCGGGGCACAUCGUCGUGGAAAUGACGCACAAGCUGACCAAAGGCACGGAGAAGGAGAAGGACCAACCCACGUCAACGGAGGCGCAUCAGCAGGGGGGCCCAGCAGACAGCCAAGCACCCAGCAGCAUCUUGGAGGACCAAGUGCUUGACCCCAAGUGGAAGCCGCUGAAGGGCAUCACAGCACAGCAGGCCGCCAGUGUCAUGUCCACUGUCCUCAGGUCCCACAGGUCCUCGGGCCACCUGGAGGGCAAGGCGUCCGGGCUGAAAAUCGAGAUAAAGAGCAAGAGCCGAGUACGUCCGGGCUCCCUGUUCGAUGAGGUGCGCAAGACGGCGCGUCUGAACCAGCGGCCUCGCAACCAGGACAGUUCCAGCGAUGAGCGGUCUAAUUCGGAGACCGAGGACCGGCCUGGCAGCCGCAGCAGGUCCGGCGGUUCCAAAUCGCGCUCGGCGUCACGCCACCGCUCUCACUCCAGGGGGCGCUCACACUCCUACUCACGCAGCAGGUCCCGGAGCUCCAGCUACUCAUCCAGGAGUUACAGUCGCAGUCGCAGCAGGAGAAGAUACAGCAGGGGGCGUCCUCGCUCCAGAAGCAGCACAUACAGGAGUUACCGCAGUCGCUCGUACAGCAGGAGUCACUCCAGAAGCUACUCCCCUCGCAGGAGGGCCAGGUCCCACUCGUACAGCUCCUCCAGUCGCAGUAGAAGUCGCAGCACCAACAGAGGGCGACGCAGAGGAAGGAGCAGGUCUUACCGAUCGUACAGUAGAAGCUCCUCCAGACACAGUCACAGCAGCAGAUACAGCUAAAACACACACACACACACACUCACUCACACACACACACACACACACACACACACACACACACACACACACACACACACACACACACACACACACACACACACACACACACAGGGUGCCAAUGUGGUGGUCAGUAGAGCUCUUCUUCCUGCAGUAAGCUCAUCAGUGUCCUAUGCUUCAUUUAUACAACACCUUGAAUGUGAAUAUUAAAAUCUCUUUUACAAUAUCAAGAAUGUUAAAUAAGAUCAUAAUAAAUAACUAUCUUUUUUAUAUACA